GAUCUCAAUAACAAACCAAAUUGAAAAGGUUAACAAUUUCAGAUUAAAAACAGCGUAUCGUUAACUACUGCGACUCCACUGCAAAAGAUUUUACGAGAUUUGAUCUCUCUCUGUUCACCUACAGUACUUGGCCAAGUUGAGAAGACUGAAUGUUAAAUUCGCGUUACCUUGUGGUGCAACCUCAGUACUUCAAACAGAUAAUCAGAUUAAAGAGCACAAAAAUGACCUCCCCUGUUUCUCCUCCAGACUGUGUUAGAGGAAUGAAGGUCUUCAAACCUGAAAUGUUUCAAAAAUCAGCUUCUUUUCCAUGUCUAAAAAUUCAGGUAGAACAGCUGAAUAGGUUGAAGAAGGUUCUGGAAAAGUUUGCAGUGAAGAUUCCAAACUUGAAGACUGUGCAGGAUACUGAGGAGUCAGGACAGAAGAUUAUUCUUCUCAACCCAAACAUUAUCAAAACCUUUAGUGAUUUGAAAGAUGUGAAAGAAGAACUGUUGAUAAAUCAAGUAAAUGAAGACGACCUAUCUAUCCGUGAGUUUGAUCUUGAGGCAGAAAACUGGAAACCCCAUGAGAAGCUUAAAUAUAUUCUUCCUGAGGAUGAUGAAGGUGUUUCAGGCUUCUCAAUCAUAGGUCACAUUAUCCACCUUAACCUGAAGGAGAGCCUACUGCCCUACAAGAAUGUUAUUGGUGCCGUUUUAUUAGAGACCAAAAAUAUCAAGACUGUUGUAACAAAGACGACAAAUAUAGACAACACUUUCAGAAAUUUCCAACUGGAAGUAUUGGCUGGAGAAAAUAAUUUUCAGGUUACUGUAAAGGAGAAUGGAAUCAAUUUCACGUUUGAUUUCUCACUGGUAUACUGGAAUCCUAGGCUUAGUACGGAGCAUGAGAGAAUUGUGAAGAAACUUGAUACUAAUUCUAUACUACUGGACGCAUGCGCAGGCGUCGGACCUUUCAGUAUACCGGCAGCUAAGAAAUGUCGAGUUCUGGCGAAUGAUUUGAAUCCUGAAUCCUUCAAAUGGUUAAAGUAUAACAAGGAAAAAAAUAAAAUCAGAGAAGACAGGAUAGAGUUGUAUAAUCUGGACGCCAGGGAGUUUAUAAAGUUGAAUCUACCUCGUGUUAUCAAGGAGAUUGUAGAGGAGGGAACAGAACAACAAAUCCAUAUAACCCUGAACCUACCAGGACUAGCAGUUACUUUCAUGGACGUUUUUCAGGGUGUGCUUGCUGAUUGUUCAGAACUUGAAUCUUGUAACUUCAAUCUUCCUCUUGUUCAUGUUUAUACCUUCUCUAAGGCUGAAGAUACUGUCCUUGAUGUCCGAACAAGGGUUGAGGACAACCUCGGCUGUUCUCUGGACCCUGACCAUCUCGUGGAGGUCGCCUUCGUCAGAAACGUGGCUCCUAACAAGGACAUGCUGAGAUGCAGUUUCCGUGUGCCCCGCAGCAUUCUCUUCGACAAGGGAACUAAGAGAAGGCUGAACCAGGGAGAUGAGGAAAAUGACAAUUCUUGUAAAAAAAUGAAAGAAUAAACUUUUCUUUUCUUAA
This is a messenger RNA of Eurytemora carolleeae, 1533 nucleotides long. Its product is annotated as tRNA (guanine(37)-N1)-methyltransferase. Gene Ontology annotation, cellular component: mitochondrial matrix; cytoplasm. The record is from RefSeq and is a predicted model, not a curated record. Gene Ontology annotation, biological process: mitochondrial tRNA methylation; tRNA N1-guanine methylation. NCBI's taxonomy places the organism in Eukaryota, Metazoa, Arthropoda, Copepoda, Calanoida, Temoridae. Bases 150 to 1517 code for a protein of 455 amino acids. The transcript is spliced from 20 exons.